Molecule: messenger RNA, 6582 nt
Organism: Symbiodinium natans
Lineage: Eukaryota; Dinophyceae; Suessiales; Symbiodiniaceae
Source: the annotation of a GenBank genome assembly
AUGGACCUCAACCCCUUGGCCACCUAUGUCAAGGAGCGAGAGGGGAAGCGGGUCAUCCGCAAGAUCCUCAUCUCCAACAAUGGCAUGGCAGCCGUCAAAGCGAUUUUGUCGAUGAGGAGGUGGACCUUCACCGAGUUCGGCUCCGAGCAGCUCAUCACUUUUGUGGCCAUGGCCACUCCCGACGACCUCAACGCCAACGCGGAGUUUAUCCGCCUGGCCGACUCCUUCGUGGAGGUGCCGUCUGGGAAGAACAUCAACAACUACGCCAACGUUGACCUGAUUUGCAGGAUUGCCCAGGAGCAGCAGGUGGAUGCCGUCUGGCCCGGUUGGGGCCACGCCAGCGAGAACCCGAAGCUCCCUGCCAAGCUCAAGGAGAUCGGCAUCACCUUCAUCGGCCCACCUUCGGGCGUGAUGGCGGCCCUGGGAGACAAGAUCGCGGCCAACAUCCUGGCACAGACGGCGAAGGUGCCCAGCAUCCCAUGGAGCGGCGACGGGCUCACGUGCACACUCACCGACGAGGGGACUGUCCCUGACGAGGUCUUCAACAAGGCCAUGGUCCGCACGGAGGAGGAGGCCCUCGAGAGGGCCGAGAAGGUGGGCUUCCCAAUCAUGGUGAAAGCCUCGGAAGGCGGCGGCGGCAAAGGCAUCCGCAAGGCCACGAACAUGGAGGAGCUGAAGGUGGCCUUCACCAACGUCCAGACGGAGGUGCCCGGCUCCCCGAUCUUCUUGAUGCGGAUGGUCUCGAAGGCCCGGCACCUGGAGAUCCAGAUCCUGGGCGAUGAGUACGGCAACACCCUCGCGUUGAACGGCCGCGACUGCUCCACCCAGCGGCGAUUCCAGAAGAUCUUCGAGGAGGGCCCUCCGACCAUCGCCAAGCCCGACGUCUUCCACGAGAUGGAGCGGGCGGCCAUGCGGCUCACCGCGCUGGUGCAGCGCCUCGGCCGCCUCUCCUUCGGCACAUCUGUUUGUGCGGUCUACAUGAACUUUCAAAAGUACCGGGGCGCCGGGACCGUGGAGUACCUCUACAGCCCGGAGACGCACACCUUCUGCUUCCUGGAGCUGAACCCUCGCCUGCAGGUGGAGCAUCCGGUGACCGAGGCCAUCACGGGGGUGAACAUGCCUGCGACGCAGCUUCAGAUUGCCAUGGGCAUCCCGCUCUACAACGUCCCGGACAUCCGGCGCUUCUACGGCAUGGACCCGGCCGUCUGCUCGAAGAUCGACUUCUUCGCCGUGGACUACCCCCCGAUCACCUCCCACUGCUGCGCCUCGCGCAUCACGGCCGAGAACCCGGACGAGGGCUUCAAGCCCACCAGCGGCAAGAUCAACAGUGUGCGCUUCCAGUCCGCGGGCGACUGCUGGGGCCGGGCCUUCGGAAAGGGGCGAAGACUUGAAGCUUUGUGGGUUUACAUGGGAAGCCCCCUGGCAGGUUACUUCAGCGUCGGCCUGAAGGGUGGCAUCCACGAGUUUGCGGACUCCCAGUUUGGCCACAUCUUCGCCAAGGGCCCCAACCGGGAGGCUGCCAGAAAGAGCCUGCGCUUCGCGCUCAUGAACCUGGACAUUUCAGGAGCCAGCCUUUUGUGGGCUGCUGGAGCCGGGUCACCUCAGUACCCGACCCAGAACCCGGAACGCCCGUUUCUCCAACGAAGAGGAGACAUCCGCCAUCCCGUCGACUACCUGGUCGACCUGAUCGAGACGCAGGCCUACAAGGAGAACACCAUCGACACCAUGUGGCUGGAUGGCCUGAUUGCCAGCAAGGCCAUUUCCCCAAGCACCGGCGCCAUGGACGUGGUCUUCUACGCGGCCGUCUUCCGCGCGUUCAGCGCCUGGGGCGGGGAGAUGGCUUGCAUGGUGAAGUCCCGCACCCAGGAGGCUGUGGAGGCCAUGCAGAAGGGCCAGCUGGUGCUGCUGGGCAAGAGCGACACCGACGCCUUGGUCAACUUUCCCGUGGAGAUCACCUUCGACGGCAAGAAGUUCUCCUUCCAAGUCUCCCGGAAGCGCAGCGACCUCUACGCCUUCACCAUCAACAACAAGACCCUCAAGGCCAAGGUCCGCGAGCAGCCGGACGGCUCCCUCUACGUGAGCAUCGGCAGCAUCAGCCAGCAAGUGAAAGGACAGGAGGAGGCCCUGGGCCUGCGCCUCAUCAUCGGCGGGCAGACGAUCAUGGUCCCCACCGUCUACGACCCCUCGGAGCUCCGCUCCGACGUCAACGGCAAGGUGGUGCGCUACUUGCACGACGAGGGCGCCGAGGUCGCUAAGGGCGAGGCCUACAUCGAGCUGGAGGCGAUGAAGAUGAUCAUGUCGUUGAAGUCCGGGGAGGCCGGGAAGAUCACCCACGCCCUCAGCCCGGGCAGCAUCGUCUCCGCCGGCGAGGUCUUGGCCAAGCUGGAGCUCAAGGACCCCUCCAAGGUGAAGAAGAUCGCCCCCUUCGAGGGCGUCUUCGAGAUGAGCGCCAAGCCUGAGGCGGACGUGCCCGCCCCCAGGGAAGACCUCCUGGCCUUCCUGGACGGCUUCCACGCGGACCAGAAGGGGCCUCAGCUGGUCGAGCAGCUCUUUGCCAGCUUUGCCAACCGCGAUGCAGCUGCCGAGACGGUGCGCGGCGUCCUGGAGAAGUACCUCUCCAACGAGCGGCCGUUUGCGGCGUCCAUCGAUCAGAAGCAGCCCUACGACAAGCUCCUGCUGGACUUGAUCAACCAGGGCAAGGACUCCUUGGAGAAGGUCCUCUUCAUGGUGCUGGCCCACAACAAGCUGGCCGACCGCAGCGACGCCGUGAUGGCGGCGAUCCGCGAGAUGCUGGCGGCCGAGGGCUCCGGCAUGUCUUGCAUGUAUGUCCCGGACAUGCGCCUGGAGGACGACAUGGCGGGCGCCGUGCAGGAGAAGAUCGUGGAGCUCUCGCAGCUGCCAAGCUCCGCUGCGGUGGCCGGGGACUACGGCAACGUCCGGUACUUGGCGCAGCAGCUCCUGGACACGGUGCCCCAGGAGUCCUAUGAGGAGCGCACCAAGAACUUCCGGGAGCAGCUGGCAGGCCUGAAGGACGAGGCCAUCACGGAGCAGAAGGAGCUCCCCGGUGCGGUGGACGGCGGCCUUGAGAUGGAGCUUUUGGUGGAGGCGCUGAGCGAUUCCGAUGCCAAGAUCCAGGAGAGGGCCAUGCACGCGUACCUUGCCUGGUUGGCCGCCCCGAGCCGCCUCACCAAGGUUGUGGAGAAGGCCGCCACGAAGACAGCCGUUUGGACCCAGUUCUUCCCGGUGAGCACGGAGCAGGAGCACCACCGACAUGGCCUCCUCGCCGUCGCCGCAGAUCUUGAGGCCUUGGACUUGGACGAGAAGCUCCUGGCUCCUUUGAUCCAGCGGCAGAGCGGCGCUCCCGGCGUCCCCAUCAACCUCCUCCACCUCGUCGUGGGCCGCGACGCCUUCCCAGGCAUCACGGACCGAACCCUGUUUUACAACACCGACUCGGAGUUGCAGAAGGUGCUGAAGAGAUGUCAGGGCCUCUUCACCAGGCAGAGCGAGCUCCUGAAGAAGGCCGGCGUGGGAGAGAUCUGCGUGGCGCUGCCCCAGCCUCCUCGCCACCCGCGCUUCGUGAAGUUCAACCUCGACCCCACCACUGAGGAGUGGUCGGAGAACGAGAUGGGCCGCGACCUCUGGCCUUCCUUCACAGGCCUGCUCGAGCUGAAGAUGCUCCAGCGCCUCUACACCCUGCAGCGCAUCCACAAGGAGGUGCGCCCCACCUCCCACAUCUACCUCGCCACGCCGCUGAUGAGUGGCAAGGCUGCCACGUCGGAGCUCCUGAUGCGGGCGCUCUACCUGUCCGGGGUGAACAAGGAGUCCUUUGGCCAGAGCCUCACGGACAGCCUGGACCUCGCGCUGGAGGAGGUGGAGCAUGCCAUGCUGGACCCGCGUGUUGCCAAGCUCGGCCACUCGGUGACCAGCCGAAUCUUCGUCCACUUCGUCGGGGAGCUGGACAUGGACCUGAACGAGUUGGAGCCUGGGGCAUAUGAGCAGCGCUUCACCGACACGAUCAGCAGCCACGUCGGUCAUCGAGGCUCUGAGGUCAUCAAGCUCUGCAUCGACGAGAUUGAGGUGAAGGUGCACCGGCGCGUCGGGGGAGCUUUCGAGACCCUGCGCCUCUCCCUGUCCUCCCUGAACGGCGGCUUCCUGAAGCCCAAGAUGCUCCGGGAGUUCCCCGACCCCGUCACCGGCUUCCCACUCCGCUGGGAGGCCGCCAAGGAGGGCGCCGCCCCCUUGAAGUCCCUGGACCACCCACACGUCACGGACCAAGCGGCCCUGAGUCGGUACCAGGCCAAGCGAGUGGCCGCCCGCCGUGCGGGCUCCACCUACGCCUACGACCUCCCUGGAAUUCUCCAGCUGGCGCUGACCAUGAAGUGGAUCUCCUUCACCGGCAACCCCAGCACCGGCAACACGGAAGCGCGCGGCGAGAGCCGGGGCGCCCGCAGGCGCAGCCCCUCGCCGCGCCGGGGGGGCGUGGUCUCCGCACCUUCCCAGGUGCCGGAGAGCAUGCCGAAGGAGCUGCUGAACGCCGUGGAGCUGGUCAUGGACUGGUCCAAGAUGGAGCUGGUCGAGACGGAGAGGCCGGAGGGCUCCAACGACGUGGGCAUGCUGGCCUGGAAGCUGACCAUGAAGACACCGGAGUACCCCGAGGGCCGCGUUGUCGUCCUCAUCGCCAACGACGUCACCUACCAGGCAGGCUCUUUUGGCGUGCGCGAGGACCAGUUCUUCCAGAAGGCCUCCGAGCUUGCGAGGAAGCAGGGCCUGCCCCGUGUCUACGUGUCCUGCAACAGCGGUGCGCGAGUGGGUCUGGUGGAGGAGCUGAAGCCCUUGUACAAGAUCCAGUGGUGGGACGAGAAGGACUGCGGCAAGGGCUUCGAGUACCUCUACCUGACCAAGGAGGACUACGAGAGCCUCCCUGCUGGCACGGUGGAGGCACGAAAGGUCUCCCACGAUGGACAGGAUCGCUACAUCUUGGACGCCAUCAUCGGCGAGGGCCUGAAGAGCACGGAGGGCGGCAUCGGCGUUGAGAACCUCAAGGGCAGCGGCCUCAUCGCCGGCGAGACCAGCCGGGCCUACCAGGAGACCUUCACCCUUUCCUACAUCACCGGCCGCUCCGUCGGCAUCGGCGCGUACUUGAACCGCCUGGGACAGCGGAACAUUCAGAUGGUCAGCAGCCCGAUGAUCCUCACGGGCUACUCCGCUUUGAACAAGCUCCUGGGCAAGAACGUCUACUCCUCCCAGGAUCAGCUGGGUGGCCCGCAGAUCAUGGUGCCCAACGGCGUCACCCACCAGGUGGUCAGGGACGACCAGGAGGGCAUGUCCGCCAUCUUGGACUGGCUGUCUUACGUGCCCAAGGACGUGUCCUGCCUGCCGCCUGUUUGCCAGCCGGCUGGCGCGGACCCCUGGGACCGCGAUGUGGAGUUCGAGCCCACCCUGCUUCCGUACGACCCGCGGGACUUCCUCCGUGGCGUCAUCGACCACGAGGGAAACCGAAAGCGCGGCUUCUUCGACGCUGGUUCUUGGACCGAGUACCUGGAGGGCUGGGGAAGGACCGUCAUUGUCGGCCGCGCUCGGCUGGGAGGAAUGCCCAUGGGUGUGAUCGCCGUGGAGACCCGGAGUGUGGAGCGGCUGGUGCCGGCCGACCCCUCCAACCCUGACAGCUGCGAGGUCAAGGAGAUGAACGGUGGCAAGGUCUGGUUCCCCGACAGCGCCUUCAAGACGGCCCAGGCGUUGAAGGACUUCAACCGCGGCGAGAACCUCCCGGCGAUCAUCUUCGCCAACUGGCGCGGCUUCUCCGGUGGCACCCGCGACAUGUACAACGAGAUCUUGAAGUUCGGGGCCAUGAUCGUGGACGCCCUGGUGGACUAUGAGCACCCCAUUUUCAUCUACAUCCCCAAGCACGGGGAGCUCCGCGGCGGAGCCUGGGUGGUCAUCGACCCCGCCAUCAACCCGGACAAGAUGGAGAUGUAUGCGGACGUGGACGCCCGGGGCGGAAUCCUGGAGCCGCCGGGCAUCGUGGAGGUGAAGUACCGGGCCCCGCAGCAACUGGAGGCGAUGCACCGCAUCGAUGCCCGGCUCAAGGAGCUGGAUGCCAAGCUGCCGGGGAGCGAGGGCGCGGCGAAGGCCGAGGUGGAGAAGGACAUCAAGGUGCGCGAGAAGCAGCUGCUUCCGCUCUACACCUCCGUGGCGACGACCUUCGCCGACCUGCACGACCGCGCGGGCCGAAUGAAGGCCAAGAAUGUCAUCCGCGACAGCAUCUCGUGGAAGGACUCCAGGCGCUACUUCUUCUGGCGCGUCAAGAGGAGGGUGAUGCAGGACCACAUGAUCAGGCGCCUGCAGAAGGCGGACGAGAGCCUGACCCACAAGGGCGCCGAGGCUCUGAUCCAGAAGUGGGCCGCCGAAAGCGGCGUGGACCACAGCAGCGACGCGAAGAUGGUGAGCUGGUUGGAGGCCCAGAACGUGGAGGCGAGGGCGGAGGCCCUUCGGACCUCCUACCUGAAGUCUCAGAUCCAGGCGCUCUUCAGCCAGCUCCCGUCGGGCGAGCAGGGAAGCCUCCUUUCGAGCCUCAAGGCUUAG